Dendrobium catenatum is the source of this 1029-nucleotide messenger RNA. RefSeq names its product probable protein phosphatase 2C 12. The transcript is spliced from 5 exons. Bases 1 to 1029 code for a protein of 342 amino acids. Gene Ontology annotation, molecular function: protein serine/threonine phosphatase activity. The record is from RefSeq and is a predicted model, not a curated record. Gene Ontology annotation, biological process: protein dephosphorylation. Lineage: Eukaryota; Viridiplantae; Streptophyta; Magnoliopsida; Asparagales; Orchidaceae.
AUGGGAAUCUGCAAUUCUUCUUCUGCAUGGAAGCAAGAGAGUGAUGAAAACAUAGUAUAUGUGGUCGGAGAGGAAGGUUUUGACUGUAAUAAUGGUGGUGGGAUAAGGAGGCUGACUUCUCUCUACUCAAGACAAGGAAGGAAAGGCCCAAACCAGGAUUCUGCUAUUCUCUGUCAGGGCUAUGGAGCUGAGGAUGGAGUCUUCUGUGGAGUCUUUGAUGGUCAUGGCAAAAAUGGCCACACAGUGAGCAAAAUGGUCAGAGACUAUCUGCCUUCUUUACUACUUAGCCAUCGAAAUGCAGUAACGGCUGCCGCCAUAGACGGCCACAAUCUUGAGAAAUGCUCAGAAGAUGGCGAAAAUUGCCCGAUUAUUCUGUCGGGUUUAUUCGAGGAGUGGAAGGAAGCAAGUAUUAGCGGCUUCAAAGCCAUGGAUAGAGAGCUUAAGCUCCUUACCAACUUGGAUUGUUCUUAUAGUGGCACUACUGCAGUUACAGUCAUCAAACAGGGGGAAGAUGUAAUUAUUGCAAAUCUUGGGGAUUCGAGAGCAGUUUUGGGGACUGUAUCUACAGAGGGUCGCUUAGAGGCAGUUCAGCUUACAAUUGACCUCAAGCCUAGUGUGCCUCAGGAAGCGGAGAGAAUAAGAAGCAGCAAUGGUCGCGUCUUGGCUAUGGAGGAUGAGCCGAGCAUACAACGCAUAUGGAUGCCUAACAACAACAGCGCAGGCCUGUCAAUGGCUCGUGCUUUCGGCGACUUCCAGCUCAAGAACUACGGCCUCAUAGCCAUUCCGGAGAUCUCCCACCACCGUCUCACCCGCCAAGAUCUCUUCAUCGUUCUCGCCACCGAUGGGGUGUGGGAUGUGCUGAGCAAUGAGCAAGUUGUGUCAGUGGUGGCAUCUGCUGAGAAGAUGAGCAGUGGGGAGGCAGCAAAGCUAGUGGUGGAAGCAGCAGCCAAGGCUUGGAGGCGCAAAUUUCCUUCAUCAAAGGUCGAUGAUUGUUCUGCUGUCUGCUUCUUCUUGCAAGAGAGAAGCUGA